This is a messenger RNA of Rhineura floridana, 4159 nucleotides long. Its product is annotated as hexosaminidase D-like. Gene Ontology annotation, molecular function: hexosaminidase activity. Gene Ontology annotation, biological process: carbohydrate metabolic process. The transcript has 14 exons. Bases 168 to 1874 code for a protein of 568 amino acids. The record is from RefSeq and is a predicted model, not a curated record. Lineage: Eukaryota; Metazoa; Chordata; Lepidosauria; Squamata; Rhineuridae.
CCCGGCCGCUCCGCCCCCCGCCGGCUCCCGCUGCAGGGCUGGGCGAUGCCGGAGCGGCUCCCGCGGCGGCGGCUGCGCUCACCUGGGCCGGCCGGAGAAGCAGGUGGGGGCCUCGGCGCUGCUGCGGCGCGGGACCGGCCAGGAGCCAAGAGCGAGGAGCGGCAGGGAUGGCGCUCCACCGGACCCAGAAGCUGAACCUCUUGCGCCUUGUGGUGCUUCUGACCAUAGUGCUGGCAGCGAUCAAGUUUUUCUACCGGGACAGUUUCAUGCUGAAUCGACAUGAGUCCACCAGAGACAAUAGUUUCUGGGGCAAGGCUAGCGAUCUCAAGCAGUCAGCAGAGCCUCAGGGCCGGAACGUGGAUCUCUCGGAUGUCAAGGUGGUGGCAGUUGCAGCCGCCGCCGCCAGACAAGACACAAAGAAAAAGCCUCUCCACGAUUUCAGCUCCACGCAGUUGCGGCUGGUUCACCUGGACCUCAAGGGGGCAGCUCCAAAAGUAUCCUACCUGGAGCAGGUCUUCCCACUUUUCUCCAAGUUGGGUGCCAACGGGGUCCUGGUUGAGUACGAAGACAUGUUUCCCUUCAAGGGAGACCUAGAGAUCCUCAAGUCUCCCUACGCUUACAGCGAAGAAGAUAUUGAUAAGAUCCAGGAGCUGGCUGAGCUGAACAAACUGGAGCUCAUCCCUUUAGUGCAGACCUUUGGACAUGUGGAGUUCAUCCUGAAGCAUGACAAAUACCGGCACCUGCGGGAGGUGGAGCGUUUCCCCAACAGCUUCAACCCGCACGUCCCAGAGACUCUGGCCCUCUUGAAGUCUGUGCUGAUCCAAGUCUUGAACAAGCACCGCCGAGCCAAUUGGGUGCACAUCGGGGCUGACGAGGUCUUCCAUUUAGGAGAAGGGAUGGAUUCCAAGAACUGGAUGAGCCACAACGCCGGGGACACAGGCAAGAUGUACCUGAACCACAUCCGGGAGGUGGUCAGCUUCAUCGCUGGCCCGGCCUGGGGGCUGCAAGCGCUCCUCUGGGAUGACAUGCUGCGGAAAGUGGACGUGGCGGCCAUUCAAGAGUCUGGCAUUGCCAAACACGCUUCUCCUGUGCUGUGGUUUUACGCCCCGGACUUUGAUACGCAACAAAUAGGAAAACACAUUGCCAAGUACGCAGAGUGUGGCUUCAAAGCCGUCUGGUUCGCCAGCGCCUUCAAAGGCACCACAGGCCCUGCCCAGGCUUGGACCCCCUUGAACCAUCACCUGCAAAACCACCUGAGGUGGCUGAAGGUCAUCCAGUCCAUGCCCAAGACGCCCUCCGUCCGGUUCCAAGGCAUCGUCCUCACUGGCUGGCAAAGGUAUGACCACUAUUCAGCCCUGUGUGAGCUGCUGCCCGUGGGGAUCCCAUCGCUUGCGGUGUGUCUGCAGACUCUGGUGAAUGGGGGAUUCACUGAAGCAACCAAGAAGAAGGUCCUAUCCAUGCUGGGCUUCCAGAACAUGCAGUUGGAGAAGAGCAUAUGUGAAGGGAACGGUGCAUUUCCGGCCUCUGACAUCUACCGAAUGGUGGAGCAAGUCACCAGCCAGCUAAGAGACUCUGUCCUCAAAGUCCUGGAUGAAGAGAGCUCCGUCAAGGGAUGGUUCAACCCUUACCAUCGGAAGCACCAGUUUGGCAACCCUCGCAACUUGGAGAGUUUUGGCAGCAAAGUCCUCAAAGUGCACGAGGACUGGGAGGGCUUCAUCCAGACCCUCCGUUCCCACAUGGAGAGCGUCUACUUCCCUGACACGGUGGAGGAAUGGAUGGAAGAAAACGUCAACCCCCACCUGGACCGCUUGCGUGAGUUUGUCCGGGACUUCAAGGAAGUGAUCCGCCUCAACGCCCGGCCCAAGACCCUCUAAGGGAUCUUCGGCCUCUUCCCGUGGCCAGAAGGCAGCCCAGAAGCGGGUGCCUGACUCACUGGCUCCACGGUCGCAUUGUCUUUCAACUUGGCAGGAACGGGGCGCACGGGGCUCACGGGGCCUGCUCCCCUCUGCCAUCACAGCAGACAUUCAGUGGGCGAAGUUUAUUUCCCCAUUGUUGUUGCUGUUACGGAAUUAGGGAGGAGGUGGGGGCUGUUUGCAGCACAUCCCCACCAGGGCUGCCUCUCCCCACCCGAAAGGAUUUAGCAAAUAAGCCAAAAACAGUACUGAGCUUACAUUUCCCAGCACUGUUUGCUGAAUGGUGCCGCUUCCCACCCUUGUUCGGAGGCAAAGACUCUGCGGGGCUAUGGGUGACAUUCAGUGCUAGUCCUUACUCAGAGUAGACCCGUUGAAGUUAAUUAAUAAUCUAAGUUAAUAAUUUCUGAUAACUUUAGUGGGUCUACCUUGAGUAGGGACUAGGAUCGGGGACAACCCCAUUCCAGCCACUCUUUUUGGAGGGGCAGGAGAAAUUCUAAUAGUAGGGGGAGGCGGAGUUUUCGCUGGGAAAAGCUUUGGUGGCAGUGGCUCCCCCCCAAAAAACACACCCCGCAACAGCAUUGUGGUGACAGAGCUGCUCUCUGUGACCCGGGGGCUACUCUCCCACCCCCAAAAUGAGGAGGUACCUGUAGACUGAAGGUCACUAUACCUGAUCUAGUAAUUUGCAGUGGGGCAGGGGCAGGGUGGGGGGCUUACUAGGAAAUCCAGCGGCUGCAACAGGUUCUCCUGUUUCUUUUUCUUCCUUUUAAAUAAUAAUCCUUCCCCUCCUCUGUGCCCCCCUUUCAGUGGCUCUAACCCCCUGCAGUUAUGUCCCCUGCAAAUUACUAGAUCAGGGAUUGCCAAGGUGGGGCCCUUUAGAUGUCGUUGGGACUCCCAAUUCCCACCAGCCACAGCCUGCGUAGGCAAUAGCCAGGGAUUAUGGGAGUUGGAGCCAGUGGCGGCCAGUGGCUCCAUGGCAGUGGGAUCCAUUCCAGGUUUUAGUCUGUACUUUCAAGGAGCUGUCCAAGGUGCCGCGGCUCCAUGUCAGUGGGGCAGUGGAAUCCGCUCCAGGUGUUAGUCCGAACAGCUCCUUGAAACUCCAGACUAAAACCCGGAGCAGAUUUCACUGCCCCGCUGACAUGGCUUGGAGAGCUCCUUGAAAGUUCAGACUAAAACCUGGAGUGGAUUCCACUGCCUUACUGGCAUGGAGCCACCAACCGCCCCUGCUGCAGGCCCUCCCAAGCCUCACCUUUCAAAAAUCCCUUCCUGUCAUGCUGGCUGGGGCUGAUGGGAGUUGCAGUCCAAAACGUCUGGAGGGCCCCAGGUUGGUGAAGGCAAUGUUAGACGUGCAGAAACUAGCCCUGUCGUCUUUCGCAACCGGAUUGCUAAAAGGGCCAGAAACGCCGGAGGCUCCCCAGAGGCUGUUAAAGAAGCUGGUCCAUUGCCCGAAAGGCACGCAGGAAACUCGUCCCCCCAAACCUCCCUACCCUGCCACCUCUGCUUUUUGCUAGUCCCUGGUUGCAGGCAGGUAAGAGGGUUCCUGCACGGGCCGCUUGGGAACGAAGCAAGCGGACCUCGCUUUUUAACAAUGUCCAGCUGCUGGCUCGGUCUCAGAGUGUAGCAGAACAAGAGAGAGAAAAGCUGCCCCACUUUGAUUCCUACCAAACGCUGGUGGUGUGUGGGCUCCUCUGCACCUUGAGCGGAGUGAUGGAUGCGUCUUGAGCGCCCCCUGCUGCUGGUGCUGCCACCUCAGAGUCUCCCCAGAGACGAGGCUGGCUUGCUGUCGAGAUCUCCAGAAAAAUGGUCUCUUUGCAGAGGGAGGGAAGGAGCUAGCAGCCCUCCAGAGCCCCUAUGAAUGUGCUUCUUGCAUGCUGCUUCCAGCUGUUUGCCCAAUUUCACCUGCUCUCGGUCUCAUCCUGACUGGGCUGUUUCUUCUUUUUUUCUCCAAAAUGCAGCUGACACUCUUGAGCCAUGCUGCCUUCUGGAGAAAAGAGCAUAUUUUUUCCUCCAUUCCCCCCCCCCCGCACUGUGGACUCUGCUGUUCUGGCAUUGCUCUGGUGACUGACAGCUGUCUGUCGCCCCUCCGAGAAGGUGGGAUUUCAGUUGCUUGUGGAUCUGGUUUUGGUUGGACAUCUCCCAGUUAUGUUGCUGCUUGGGAGUUUUGUUUUGUACAGAACGGAUUGCUUCUGUAAUGUGGAUGAUGAAGAUGAUUAUGGUAAUAAUAAUAAUAAAGUAUUUUUGUAAAGAAA